CGUUUAUUAUGUUUUGUUGUUGUUUUAGCAAGAUUUAUUAUUGUCGUUUAAUCAAAUGUUUACUCCAGUGGUGCUGUAUUCGGGUUUCACCCGGAUCCAUUUUCUCGUUUAUUCACUUCAUGAUUUCAUCUUCUUCUCCGGCAAGAACAUACGUUUUCAAUUUUGUAAAAUCAAUCUGAAACCCUAACAAUGGCGGGGAACAAGAACAAGAAGCGGAAAAGAAACGAAGAGCGACCCACUAUCCACCCCAAAAAUAAAUACGCCGAUAACCCACCAGACUUCGCUUUCUUAGGUUCUCUCUACCCUUCUUUCCAGUCUUUCAUCUUCUAUUCCCGCGAAGGUCGCCCCAGAAUCGAUUGGACUGACUUCAAUGCCACCCGGGAACUCACCCGCGUCUUGCUCCUCCACGAUCUUGGCCUCAACUGGUGGAUUCCUGACGGGCAGCUAUGCCCCACAGUGCCAAAUAGAUCCAACUACAUUCAUUGGAUUGAAGAUCUUCUGCUCUCUGACAUCAUUCCAAAGACUGAUACGAAUGGUGAUAAUGUGAGGGGUUUUGAUAUAGGAACUGGAGCAAACUGCAUAUACCCUUUGCUUGGCGCAUCUCUUAAGUGUUGGAGUUUUGUUGGGUCAGAUGUGACCGAUGUUGCAGUAGAGUGGGCAGAAAGAAACGUUAAAGAUAAUUCACAUAUAUCAGAACUGAUUGAGAUUAGAAAAGUUAAAAGUGAUGAUACUAGCCUUCUUGUCAAAGAUCUACAAAAUGACCAAUCUGGUGGUCCUGAAAGCAAGCUAGGUCUCACCAAUUCCAUGAGUUUCGAGGGCGGUGAUACGAACAAGAGUUAUUAUGGGCCACCCAUCCUUCUUGGUGUGGUUAAGGAUGAUGAGAAGUUUGACUUUUGCAUGUGCAAUCCUCCAUUUUUUUAUACCAUGGAGGAAGCAGGAUUGAAUCCAAAAACCUCAUGUGGUGGAACUCCAGAAGAAAUGGUUUGUCCUGGUGGAGAAAAGGCUUUUAUAUCUCGUAUAAUUGAAGAUAGUUCCAUAUUGAAGCAAACUUUUCGGUGGUACACUACAAUGGUCGGGAGGAAAUCAAACAUGAAAUUCCUUACAGCAAAGCUUCGAGAAGUUGGAGUUUCUAUAGUUAAAACUACUGAAUUUGUCCAAGGCCAAACUUGUCGUUGGGGGCUUGCUUGGUCUUUUGUGCCCCCAGUUAAAAAAAUAAUAUCAGUUAAUGUGGUUAAGAAUGGUAACCUGUCUUUCAUGCUUGAGGGAAUUCAACGUCAGUAUAGUGCCAUACAUGUUUUGCAAUCAAUUGAAUCUUUCUUCUGCACUAGUGGCGUGUCUUGUAAAUUGAAUGUCUCCGCGUUUACAAUUACUGCUUCACAGAAUCACUGUAAUGCCAUCCUGAAGAAUGAGGAGUUACAAUUUGGUAAAACUGCUGGUUUUAAACAUGUGCAAGAUACAUCCAUAAGCUCAAGCUGUUUGAACAUACCUAUAAAUGAGCUAUGUUUUCGAAUUUCGGUCUUUCAACAAAUCCCUGGCACACUUCUGGUAAAAGGCUCACAAAAGCAAGGGAAUUCCCAAGUUUCAGGUGUUUUUUCAUUGAUAUUGCAACGGUUGGAGGAAGAUUUGAAUCGUAAAUUUUGUAAAGAGAAAGUAUAGUGUGCCGGCUUUUAGGCUGUCUUCUGUUAGCUUCAUCAUCUCCUGACUGUUUUUGAAUUUUGAGCUCUCAAACUUGUAUAUAUCAUAUCAUGCAUUUUAUUUGAUUCAUUUAAAAAGUAGGAAAAAAAAAGAUUAUUUGCCUAGUA
Molecule: messenger RNA, 1802 nt
Organism: Humulus lupulus (European hop)
Lineage: Eukaryota; Viridiplantae; Streptophyta; Magnoliopsida; Rosales; Cannabaceae
Exons: 8
Coding region: 190-1656 (488 amino acids)
Biological process (GO): rRNA base methylation
Cellular component (GO): nucleus
Molecular function (GO): 23S rRNA (adenine(1618)-N(6))-methyltransferase activity
Source: RefSeq, a predicted model, not a curated record